GUCGAGCCGCGUCGCUCCAAGUACGGAUUUCGGGACGGGCUCCUCUCCGGAAGUGCUGGGUCGAGACCCAAAUCGGCAUUAAAAUUAACCGAGACAGUUACGCGGUCUUGGAGCCGAGACUGUAGCCGUGGAGCGGGGAUGAUGAAGCGCUUUGCACACUGAAGCCAACACCAGACACAAUUGGCAUUACCAGAAGAAUGGUGGACUGUGACAGCAGUCGCGAUCCCACAUUCCAGAGCUCAUGCUGCUCUGUGAACAACAGCAUGAGGGAUAAUUGCAGCAAUCAUGGACAGUACUCCCAUACUGUGUUUGAAGAGAUGCAAGGUUACGAUGUAGAGUUUGACCCACCAUUGGAAAACAAAUACGAGUGUCCAAUCUGUUUAAUGGCGUUGAGGGAGGCUGUCCAAACACCUUGUGGCCACAGGUUCUGCAGAGUUUGCAUUGUGAAGUCUAUCAGGGAUGCUGGACACAAAUGUCCAGUGGACAAUGAGAUGUUGUUGGAAGCCCAACUUUUCCCAGAUAAUUUUGCAAAACGAGAAAUUCUUUCUCUGACAGUCAAAUGUCCUAACAAGGGUUGUUACCAGAAAAUGGAACUGCGACAUUUGGAGGAUCACCAGGAGCUGUGUGAAUACGCCUUUGUCGACUGUCCGCAAUGUGAGUCUGUGCUCUGGCGAAAGGAGCUGCAACAGCACGUGGAUUCAGACUGUCCCAAGAGACCUGUAGCUUGCGAGAAUUGUGCCAUAUUGAUGCCCUAUCUGGAGAAAAAGGAUCAUGAUCAAAGCUGUCCAUUGGCCAAUAUCACCUGUGAAUACUGUAACAUGGAGCUCAUCAGAGAACAGAUGCCAAACCAUUAUAACCUGGAUUGCCCGAAAGCCCCCGUUCCCUGCACUUUCAGUAGUUUUGGUUGCCCAGAAAAGAUGCAGAGGAACGAUCUGGCGAUGCAUCUGCAGGAUUACACGCAGGCCCACAUGCGGAUGAUGGCUCAGACGCUGCGCAGCGUGAGCACAGGACUGACUUCUCAGAUGUCUUGCAUUGACAUGCUGAACUCCGAGGUAGAUUUUCAGCCAGCAGUGCUACCAGGUAUGCUUCAGGCCUCCCACUCCCACAUGCAGCCGUCUCCACAGCAGCCCACGGCAUCCUCUGUGUCCUGUGACUGCUCGCCCCAGAUCCAGAACCUGAAGGAAACUGUCCAGCAGCUGGAGGGACGCCUGGUCCGACAAGACCACCAGAUCCGCGAGUUAGCUGCCAAGAUGGAAACGCAGAGCAACCAGAUGGUGGAGCUAAAGCGCAGUGCCCGCAUGCUGGAGGAGCGCCUGGGUGAGCUGGAGGCCCAGCAGUGCAAUGGGAUUUUCAUCUGGAAGGUGGAAAAUUUCAGCGCCCACCUGCUGGCACAGGCGGAGGACCAACCUGUGGUGCUCCACAGCCCUGGCUUCUACACAGGCAAGCCAGGAUACAAGCUGUGCCUCCGCCUGCAUCUGCAGACACCCAGUGCCCAGCGUUGCUCCAAUUACAUUUCACUCUUUGUGCACACCAUGCAGGGUGAGUACGACAGCUACCUGCCCUGGCCCUUCCAGGGCACCAUCCGGCUCUCCAUCCUCGACCAGUCAGAGGGACCCAUCAAGCAGAACCAUGAGGAGGUCAUGGAGAGCAAGCCCGAGUUGCUGGCAUUUCAGCGGCCUGCCCUGCAGCGCAACCCCAAGGGCUUUGGCUAUGUCACCUUCCUGCACCUCAAAGCCCUCAGUCAACGCACAUAUGUGAAGGAUGACGUGUUGCUUGUCCGUUGCGAGGUGGUGACCCGGAUGGACCAGAACUGGGCAAGGAAAGAUGACUUCCAGCCUCGCUCAGCAGAAGGUGGCCUGUGACCACUGGCCAGAGCCAUGCUGCCAUUCAAUAACAUUGCUUUAACUGGGACAGAACUGGAAUUAGAACAACACGGCCAGCUAGCCUUGUUAACUUACAAAGAAACAGCCACAUACUUCCUACAGACACUGAUGUUGAAAGCAGGCUGGCUCAUGACUUGAAUCUUGGGAGCACUGGCUAUAAUACUUGUAUCAUCAUGAUAGCUAUAGAUGGGCUGCUCACUUUGAAUUGAUUCUACAUACUGUUUAUCAUUCACUGUAUUUUAUACAUAAUUUUAUUUUUAUAAAAGUUUGUUGAACAUGUAUACAGAUUAGUAGAAGGAUAAAGCCACCCAGUCCCUUGAGUCUGCUUUGCCUUUCAAUUAGAUCAUAGCCAAUCUGAAUGUAAUCUCAACCCAAUAUUCUGUAAUCUCAGUUCUGUAUUUCCAGCUACCUUUGAUAAUCUUUCAUCUCUUUGCUCCACCAAGAAACUAUCUACAUUCACCUUAAAUAUAUUAAAGGACUGUCUUUCCACCACCCUUUGUGGAAGGGAGUUCUGAAGUUGGGGGUGGGGUGAGGUGAUUCAUCUUGUGUGUCUUAUUUUUAAAUAGCGAUCCCUGUUUCUGGAUUCUAUCACGAGAGAAAACCUUUCCUCAUCCUGACAAACUUUUCAGGAGUUUGUAACCUUCAAUGAAAUUCCCUCUCACUUUUCGAAGCAACAGCAAAUACAAACCUACUGUCCAAUCCUCCCCAUUCUGGGAAUCACUCUGAUAGACCUUCCCUCUGAACUGUUUCGAAUGAACAAAAGUAAACCAGAUGAACAAAAUCACCAAUCCCCUAUGUAAUUGAGCCCUAACCCCUCUAAUUUUGUAUUCAGAAAACUAGUUAUUAAAAAUCUGAGAGGUCCAAAUGAUUUGCAUACCAGCCGUUAAUGAAUCAUGCAGAAGGACAUCCUGAUCCCUCUGCUGUCUCAUCAUUUAGUUAUUUAUUUUUCCUGUCAAAGUGGAUAAUUUCACACUUUCUCCAUACGUACUCCAUUUUUCAGAUCUUUUCCUAUUCCCUUGUCUGUUUCGCUUUGUAGCCUCCUUGGGUAAUGGGUUUGUGAUGAAGCUGAGUUUGAGUCUAAUUUAUAAGAUUUAUAUUUGUGUUUUGUAUGUAAAAUGUAGAUUUAUUUUUAAUGAGGGUUAAGGUGUGGGACAUUGACAUGGAUGAAGAGUAAAUAUGCAGGUAAUGUGUUCCUUAUUGCAAUGAACAGUCAUGCUGUGGCCAGAAGUGACACAUCAUCCCUGACCAAUUUAUAAGAUACAUGUCCCAGUUUCAGGUCCUAUGUACUGUACCUUAAGGCCCAAGUCAAGCUGUUAAGAUGGGCAAUUCUUAUGAGGCUGUGCCAUUUUCCAGAUUUCUUGAGGUUUUUCUUUCCUCCAUCCAAUAAUUUGCCCUUGAAAGCUUCUCUCCUGGUUUAGUUCCUAUUGCUAUGCUAAGUAACUUCCUCAGUUUUUUAAAUUCAGUCCAGUGUGAUUAUUGACACAAGGCCAAAAUCGAUUGCCUUUUCCGAGUUGCUCUUGAUGGUCGUGGUAGCUUGAGGCAAAGUGGUGAAUACUGGGUGACGAAUGAUGGAGGAGGUGGGGCUAGCAUGUAUUUUCACAUUUUCACCCGUUCCCUUCUCCCAGGCUCCCCAGAUCUCCAGGUUCCAGGAUGCCAGUUUCAAUUGUAGCAUCACUUUUGUUGCUGCUGAAAUGGAAUUGUUAUACUAAAGCUUUGAAAGUGAGAUAAUUUUCCUUUAAUUUGGAAGAACUGACAUUAUUCAAAGGGAAUCAUCAAAAUUCUCUCACUCUUUUGACCCUUAAUUGGAAUCAUUUGUGGCUGACCUCUCAUUAUUUUGAUUUUUGCCAAAGCUGCCACAUGUAAUCUGUCAGCCAAAUUUCAACAGUGACAACUCAUUGAGAAUACGUAAUUGGCUAUGAAAUGCUUUGGAACACCUUUAAGCAGCCAUUUUUACAGAAACUUCCUUUAGAUAAAGGUUGCUUCCUAAUCCCAGUCUUCCUUAGAGUUGAAAAAUAAUUUGCAAAAGUGGCCCAAGUCAAAAACGUAUAAUAAAACAAAAGAAGCAGAAAAGAUGCAAGACUGCAGCACCAACCUGUGCACGUUAAAAGGAUUCCACUUGAUACUCUGGUCAAUCCUAAAUUUGUUGGGCAGAAGAUACAGUCCAACAGUUGCUCUGAUCUCUGUUGGGCUGAUGCAGAAACAAAUCGCCAGUGAACCUAUUUCAUUACCUGAUGACAAAGCUUGGUUGAGAUGGCUAUUGUCCACAGGGCAGUGAUCUGGGAUUCACUCUACUGUGGAAGGCCUUGAGCUGGAUGGCAUUUGCCACACGUGGAACACCUAAAAGUGAAGGUUAAGUAUCAAUUUCUCAAAUGAUUAAGUUUUCAAUGAUCUCUUUUGGUGAACUGACUGUGUGUCAAAUGACACGAGUAGGUUAUCUGUUCUUGAUUUUUUGAUUCCUGGCCAGAAGAUGAAGCCUUGGAGAGUUAAAAUUAUUGCAAACUACAACAAAACAGUACAAUGAAUCUUGUGUUUUUAUGUCCAUCCUCUGUUAGACUAUUCUUGUUUGAAGAUCCUUGGUAAAACCCUUCUCCAGAGAUUCACAUAAUCUGAGCCAGCCUUGUUGCCCUACUGAGUAAGUGCAUCACUACUAGAUGUGACUAAAAAGGUCCAUCCUAUGGUAUUAUUCAAGGAAGAAGGUAAAUUUUGACAGUGUUAUAGUUAACUGAUCCCUCAAUCCACACCAUAGGUGAAUAGCCAGGUAAUAUUUCUGCCCAUUGUAAUCUGAGUACGUAUUACGUUGUUUGCCUGGCAAACAAAACAAUGGCUGUGAAAUGCUUUGGGACACCACAAAGGGUCCUUCAUAACUGCAGGCUUGUCACAGUUUUAGCGUAUUGCAAACCAAUGACACCCUUGCCUAACUGAUACCAGCAUUCCUUGAAUUACAAACUGAAAGCCUUUGUUCAGAUAUCCCUAGGUAUUCAUCCUGAUGUCCUUGCACCUAAUGGGAUACAUGGCUUCCUUUAAUUGCUGACAAACAAUGAAUGUAAGCUAACCAAUUGUAAUAUCAUCAUCAUCACUGUCAUUAUGUGCCGUGUCGUAUGACGUGAGCAAUCAUUAUUCUUGGUAAAUUUUACUGCAGAAGUGGUUUGCCAUUAUUUUCUGGGCAGUGUUUAUGCAAGCUGGGUGACCCCAGCCAUUAUACUCUUCAGAGAUUGUCUGCCUGGUGUCAGUGGUUGCAUAAUCAGGACUUGUGAUAUGCACCGGCUGCUCCCAUGACUUCAUGUAACCCUGAUUGGGGGGCUAAGCAGGGUCUCUGUCUUGCUCAAGGGUGACCUACCUGCAGGGUAGUGGAGGGAAGGAGCACCUUACACCUCCUUUGGAGAUGUAUAGCCACCCAAAUUGUGAUACAGCAUAAUCAUUUAUGGUGGCUCUGCACAAUCAAAGAAGGUACAACAGUACACAAUUUCUCCAAUAAUAUUAUGUAGUAAUGCAACUUUAACACCAUAACAGUUGUUCAUACCUUGUGCAAGUGUUUUGAUUACUCAUCAGUUUCCCCUUCACAGUUUAAUAACUCUUGAUAUAGAACAAUAUAUUUUGUGAUAAUUUAAACAAAACCUGAAAAUUCUUUACUGUGCAUAUUAU
This is a messenger RNA of Mobula hypostoma (lesser devil ray), 5525 nucleotides long. It is a transcript of the gene traf6, whose product is annotated as TNF receptor-associated factor 6. The record is from RefSeq and is a predicted model, not a curated record. The transcript is spliced from 7 exons. Gene Ontology annotation, biological process: regulation of apoptotic process; innate immune response; regulation of canonical NF-kappaB signal transduction. Gene Ontology annotation, molecular function: zinc ion binding; ubiquitin protein ligase activity; tumor necrosis factor receptor binding. The coding region runs from base 198 to 1862 and encodes 554 amino acids. NCBI's taxonomy places the organism in Eukaryota, Metazoa, Chordata, Chondrichthyes, Myliobatiformes, Myliobatidae.